AUGGGGAUUGGAGAUGUACCUGUGCCUGGAUCAUUACACUUGCAUGCUUCAUCUGUUCCAAUGUUUAAUGGGUUAAAUUUUGCUGAUUGGAAUGAACAAGUUCAAUUUCACCUUGGUGUAUUGGAUCUUGAUUUGGCACUCUUAAGUUAUCGUCCUGCUGAUAUUACUGAUUCUAGCAGUACUAAAGAAAUAGCCUAUUACAAUAAUUGGGAAAGAUCAAAUAGGUUAAGUUUGAUGUUUAUGCGAAUGACUUUUGCAAAUAACAUCAAGACAGCUAUUCUUAAAACUGAAAGUGCUAAAGAGUUUUUAAAGUUUGUCAGAGAGCGUUCCCAAAUAGUAGAUAAGUCUCUUGCUAGGACAUUAAUGGGUACGUUAACCACCAUGAACUUUGAUGGUUCAUGUACUAUGCAUGAGCAUGUUGUUGAAAUGACAAAUAUUGCAGAAAAACUUAAGACUUUAGGAAUGGAUGUAAAUGAAAAUUUUCUUGUUCAGUUCAUUUUAAACUCAUUACCAAUUGAGUAUGGACCAUUUCAAAUGAAUUAUAACACCAUGAAAGAUAAAUGGAAUGUGCAUGAGUUGCAUAAUAUUAUAGUUCAAGAGGAAACAUGA
Malania oleifera is the source of this 609-nucleotide messenger RNA. RefSeq lists its product as uncharacterized. The record is from RefSeq and is a predicted model, not a curated record. NCBI's taxonomy places the organism in Eukaryota, Viridiplantae, Streptophyta, Magnoliopsida, Santalales, Ximeniaceae. The transcript is spliced from 2 exons. Bases 1 to 609 code for a protein of 202 amino acids.